UCUAAGUCUAAGACAGAAGCUCCGUCUUCUUGGGUCAGGGCCAUAGAGGAAAUACACACAGAGCGUACUGGUAUGGGUUCUCGGAUCCUUGUGUCUCCCGUUCAGACAGUGAUCUACAUCUUUCUGGUUGUGGUCGGGAUCCUGGGAAAUGCCACCGUUGUUGGCAUCAUAGGAACGGUUCUGUUUAGGGAACAAGGUAGAGGUCGCAGCUCAGACAUGAUCCUGGUGAACAUGGCCUUCUCCAACCUCAUGGUGUCCAUCACGAGGAACACCUUGCUGGUCAUAUCAGACCUUGGAGUUGAGCUGUACUCAUCCAAGGAAUGGUGUAUGUUUCUCAUGGGCUUAUGGGUGUGGCUGCGCUCCGUGAACGUGUGGUCCACCCUCUUCCUCAGCGCCUUCCACUUUCGGACUCUUCGACGGGUCAGUCCCAUCAGUGUCAAGAGAGAGACAUCCAAACAUCUUUUCAUUGCCUUUGGCCUCAUCUGGUCUGUCAACCUGCUGUACUCCACUCCUGCCUUCAUGUUCUCCACCAAGGGUGAUAAGAAUUCAACAGAGAGCCUAAUGUUGGUGAGCAGUACCACACGCCCCCUACUGGGCUGCGUGUGGAACUUCCCCAGCCCCUACAGCGGCCUGGCCUACGCCACCACCUCCAUGGUGAUCCACGAGAGCCUGCCCAUCAUCCUGAUGUCCAUCACUAAUCUAGGGUCGCUGCUGACACUCUACACCCACAGACGCUCAUUCCUGCACACCCAGAACUCUAAUGGCUCCAUCAUGAAGAGGAUGCCGGCUGAAAGGCGCGCUGCCAAGGUGAUCCUGGCCCUAAUCAUGCUGUUCAUCUUCUCCUGGGGUACCAGUGUCAUCUCUGUCAACUACUUUAACUACAAUCGUGGUCCAUCAGCUGAGUUCCUGCUGGUCAUCGCUCGCUUUGCCAAUACUACAUUUGUUGCACUCUCACCCGUUGUGCUAAUUAUUGGACACAGACGUCUCAGAGCUGUGAUAAAGUCUUUUAUCUCUCGCUGAACACUGCAUACUCCCUUAAUAAAGAGCUCUUAUCUUGCAGCUCACUGAUUGAACACAUUAAGUCUCUCAUGUAAAAUUGCCUUUUAAGGACACUUAAAGACUUGUGGGGGUUCUGUAAUCUGCUUUUUACUUGCUCAAUUUCUGUGUUAUGAUUCAG
Molecule: messenger RNA, 1177 nt
Organism: Clupea harengus (Atlantic herring)
Lineage: Eukaryota; Metazoa; Chordata; Actinopteri; Clupeiformes; Clupeidae
Product: olfactory receptor class A-like protein 4
Exons: 4
Coding region: 73-1020 (315 amino acids)
Biological process (GO): G protein-coupled receptor signaling pathway
Cellular component (GO): membrane
Molecular function (GO): G protein-coupled receptor activity
Source: RefSeq, a predicted model, not a curated record